This is a messenger RNA of Syngnathoides biaculeatus (alligator pipefish), 750 nucleotides long. It is a transcript of the gene sat2b, whose product is annotated as spermidine/spermine N1-acetyltransferase family member 2b. Lineage: Eukaryota; Metazoa; Chordata; Actinopteri; Syngnathiformes; Syngnathidae. The coding region runs from base 122 to 643 and encodes 173 amino acids. The record is from RefSeq and is a predicted model, not a curated record. The transcript is spliced from 6 exons. Gene Ontology annotation, molecular function: N-acetyltransferase activity.
GUGCACGGAUGUAUUAUGGCUGCUUCCCGUGUAGAAGCCGGAAGUCUUAUUGAAACGUUUCCGGUGAGCGAAUAGUUUAAAGUUCGCCCCACGCGAUUUGUUUUGUUGCAUUGUUGCAAACAUGAACUUCCACAUACGUGCUGCGACUAAACAGGACUGCAAAGACGUCGUGCGCAUGAUAAUGGAGUUGGCCCUGUUUGAAAAGAUGUCUGAUCAGGUGAAAAUAUCACGUGAAGAAUUGGAGCGUGACGGUUUCUGCCAGAAUCCCGCCUUUGGAUGUCUCAUCGCGGAGGUACCAGAAGAGAAUAAAUCUAAAGAAGGAUUGACCACCGUCGGGUACGCCCUCUACUUUUCCACCUACAGCACGUGGAAGGGACGAUCGAUGGAUUUGGAGGAUUUGUACGUGAUGCCUGAAUUUCGGGGAUUUGGCAUUGGAAAAAGCUUACUGAGCGCCGUUGCCAAGGUGACCAAAGAGGAGGCCUGUGCACGUUUGCAGUUGGGCGUGUUGGACUGGAACACUCCGUCACGAGACUUCUAUGCUGCCAGAGGAGCUCAAGAUCUCACCGUCAGCGAGGGGUGGCACUUAAUCCGUUUUGACGGAGCGAACCUGGACAAUUUGGCCAAUGACGCCUCAAAGAUUUAAAAACGUUUUUUUCGUUAUCUUUCCUGUUCAACUGUAAACUGUUUUUGUUUCAUGUGUGUGGAAGGAUUUCAAAAUCCUGCAAUAAAUAUUCCCCUGGUUGAAAACUA